UGUUGUGUGACUUGGGUUUUAAGUCUCCUUUUGACUCUGCACAUUGCAACAACAACAAUGCAAAACAGUAUAGUGAUCAUGAACAAUCAUCAGGACUGUGAAGUUGGCGAAAAUCAAAAACCUGUUCGAGUUUACACCGACGGAAUUUACGAUCUCUUUCACUUCGGUCAUGCCCGUUCUCUUGAACAAGCCAAGAAAUUGUUUCCAAAUACAUAUCUCCUUGUUGGAUGCUACAAUGAUGAGAUGGACGAGAGUAAAAUUAUUAUGACCGAGCACGAACGCUAUGAGUCUCUUCGCCACUGCAGGUGGGUUGAUGAAGUUAUUCCAGAUGCGCCAUGGGUAAUCAAUCAGGAGUUCAUUGACAAGCAUCAAAUUGACUAUGUGGCUCAUGAUUCUCUUCCUUAUGCUGAUGCUAGUGGAGCUGGAAAUGAUGCCUAUGAAUUUGUUAAGGCUAUUGGAAAAUUUAAGGAAACAAAACCUAUUGAAGGAAUUUCUACUUAUGAGAUCAUAAGGAGAGUUCUAAACGAUUAUAACGAGUAUGUAAUAAGCAGUUUAGAUCGUGGUUAAAAUCUGGUAUUGUAACUUGUAAGUGAAACAAUUCUAAUAAGAAUCAUUUUCUUGAAAUGUGUUUUAACUCACUUAACAUUAAAAAUCUGUAUUUCUAUAUGAUGUACAUGAACACCAAACUAAAUGUGUGUUAGUCAUUUCAUGAUAAGUGUGACUAUUAGGAUUGUUUGGAGAGAGUGAUUAGCUUCUAUUAAUAGAUAUGAACUACUAAAAUUCUAAGACUCAUUUAAUUAAUAGAGAUAAGUAUUUAAUUAAAUUGUUUUAAUUAAAUGCGAAUAAUAAUAAUGAUUAAAUUAUAUUGGACUGUUCUUUUAUUUGGUCAUGUAAUAUUCAAAGAGUAUAAUUUUAAAGUCUAUGGAUUAUCAAUGAUAAUUGGUUAGACGGAGACUUCUUGAAGCCGAGCAUUUGAAGAAUCCAUAUUAGCGCUCCUUGGUUACGUAGUCAACUAAAAGGGGAAUAAAAAAAGGGUUGUACCCGCUUCAUUUGCAAACUGUAACACCCCAUAUUUUUCGUUUAUUAGUUUAAUUUUGAUUUAAAUUAUUUAAUUGGAAUUUUAGUAUUUUAAUUUGGAUUUAAUUGGAAAAUUAUGAAAUAAGAGCUAUUGGGCUUAUGGUGUAAUGUUAGUAAAAGAGGGGUGCUAUUUUGGUUAGGCCUUUUACUAAGUGGUGUUCAUUUUAUUUUAUUUUUCAUAAAAUAAGAAAAGAGCCAUUUGGGGAGAAAUAGGAAGAACACGUGAAAAGGGCAAGAGAAGAGAAAGAAGCAAGAACGUGAAACGGAAGAAGAGCAUUCAAGGAAUUCAUCGAGGUAAGGGGGACUCGUCCUUUUAGUAUCUCUUAUGUGGUCUUAGGUGAUAGGUAGACUGAUGUAUGGUUUGAUUCAAUUAGAUAUUGGGAUUGUUAGGUUAGGGUGUUAUAGUUUGGAUUGAAUUGAUGCAAUUUGUAUGAUCUAUUGUUUAAUAAUGAGUUGAAAUGAUGUUUGGUGGUGUAUGAUUGAAUGUAUGAUGAUUGUAUGCCUGUAUAUGCUGUUUAAACUCGAUUUUGGACUGAAAAUAGGUGGAAUCGCAGGGUCUGUCGCAGACCU
Molecule: messenger RNA, 1647 nt
Organism: Vicia villosa (hairy vetch)
Lineage: Eukaryota; Viridiplantae; Streptophyta; Magnoliopsida; Fabales; Fabaceae
Product: choline-phosphate cytidylyltransferase 2-like
Exons: 5
Coding region: 58-567 (169 amino acids)
Biological process (GO): CDP-choline pathway
Molecular function (GO): phosphatidylcholine binding; choline-phosphate cytidylyltransferase activity
Source: RefSeq, a predicted model, not a curated record